This is a messenger RNA of Haliotis rubra (blacklip abalone), 5298 nucleotides long. RefSeq lists its product as uncharacterized. The record is from RefSeq and is a predicted model, not a curated record. Gene Ontology annotation, cellular component: cytoskeleton. The coding region runs from base 1579 to 5091 and encodes 1170 amino acids. The transcript has 9 exons. Gene Ontology annotation, molecular function: protein binding. Lineage: Eukaryota; Metazoa; Mollusca; Gastropoda; Lepetellida; Haliotidae.
UAAGGAUUUCCGAUCUGAAUUAUCAUCCCUUCAACAGACGGUUAACAAGUCUGUAUCCAACAAUAAGGAUUUCCGGUCAGAAUUAUCGAAGCUUCGACAUACUGUCAACAAAACCGUCUCGGACAAUAAGGAGUUCCAAUCAGAAUUAUCAUCCCUUCAACAAUCAGUAAACAGAACCGUAUCCAACAAUAAGGAUUUCCAGUCAGAACUGUCAAACCUUCGAGCGACAGUUCAUAGGUCAGCCUCAGACACUGGAAACGUCCGGGCAGAGUUAACGACACUUCGUCAAACAGUUAAUGAGACAGUUUUGAAAACGGAUGACUUGAGGUCAGAUUUCUCAUCUCUUCGUCAGAAAUUUAAACAGAGAGGAAUUUCCAUUAUGCAUAAUCGCCAGAGUCUGCAUAGUUUACACACGGACCUCCUUACUCUACGGGCACGUGUGAACAGGACUGACCUGAACGUUGACGACCUGGAGGCCGAACUAGCUGACUUACGUGUGUCCCUCCAAACAGCAGCUUCGGAUUUACAAGCAGAGAGAGACAUCAUUCAGAGUCUCCAGAACGACGUUAGUGUAUUAAGGACAGACAUAAAUACGACCAGUUCGGAAACUGCACAUGUUAGGUCAGAGCUAUCAACGCUUAGUGUGCUAUUCAGCAGAACGGAUUCGGCAGCUGCUGAGAAUACAGAAAGAAUACUAAGUCUUCAACGAGACUCUGAUUUGAUACAAGGAAGAAUGAACUCAUCAAUUCUGAAUUGGGAAGAAAUGAUGACCGACAUGUCAAGUUUACGGUUAACCGCUAACAACACAAAGGAUGAACUUACAACAUUCAAAGAACAAGUUCAAACAAGAUUUACUAAGUUUAGAAGAAGAACAGAUGGGUUGGGGAACAAGUUCUUAACUCUCAGUACGAACGUCAAUACAUCGAACAGCAACAUACAGGCAAACAGAAAGGACAUACAAGCGUUAAGAUCUGCAUUGUCAAUAAGUGAGCAAAGAGUGAACGAAACGGUUAUGGAUCAACUAGAGGUGAGAUCUGACCUUAGAAGAGUCAACGUUACUUUGAGUAGGGCACGGGCAAAGUUGGAGAGAGAAUUGGAGGGCAGGUUGAAAGACGUCACAGAGGAAUUAAUGUCCUUCAAAACUGACCUUUCAAAUAACACAGCUAUCAGUUCCGAAGAGUUAGCCUUCGAGAUGUCAACCCUGCGUCGCAGCUUAAACAAGACAGCCUCAUCUGUGGCCACCAAUGCAGGGGGGAUCUCACAGCUGGAGUCCAGGCUUCUGAUGAUGACGAGAACCAUCAGUGACACAGCUCAGAGUACCUCAGGCGUACAACAGGAUGUUUUUCAGCUCAGAUCAGAUGUGAAUAGAUCCACAUCUCAGUUAAAACACUUCGAGCUGACAUAGUAAAUCUACAGACGGACAUAACACGUGUGAUAUCAAACGUUAGUGGUAUUAGCAGAAACAGUGAAGACUUCGUGGCGGAGUUAGGGUCGAUUCGUGUUGGACUGAAUACCACGGCAUCGGAUGUACGAACUGCCAGGGAGGAUGCCACUCUUCUUAAUGGUAAAGUUCUUGCUAUGAGGACAAAGCUCCGCAGAACGAGACUGGAUGCUGAAGAGACUAGGUCUGAUGUGUUGGAACUUCGCCGGACAUUGAACAGGACCCACGGUCAAAUCAGAGCAACCGGUGAAGAUGUAGCUGUACUGAAGAUGGAACUGGUUCGUGUUGACGGUGAUGUCAACACCACGCUACUUGAUGGCGAGAAGAUAAAAUCAGAAGUAUCAGAUAUACAGUCGCGGAUUGUGCGGAUGGGAUCUGAUAUUGUCGUUAAUGCUCAGGAUAUCCGCACUGCCCAAUUAAAUAUUUCAACACUGUUUUCAAGUCUCAAUGGUGUACAUUCAACUUCAGCGUCGAACGAAGCGGACAUAACAUCUCUCAAAUCUACACUGUCAGAUACAGCAACAGAGGUCGCUUCUGUAACAAAAGAAGUGUCCUCAAUUUUCACCCAUCUCAACCAAUCAGACGUAAGCCUCAGAGAAAGCUCAGAAAGUAUUGAAGGUUUGAAGUCAGCCCAGAUCGUAGUGAGGAGAAGAAUUCAUGGAUUGUUGAACGACACCACUGAGAUGAAGUUGGAUCUUACAAGACUUCGACACAACUUUAACAGCACAACGGAGUCUGUGGAACGUAACAAGGAAUCGGUCCGUGGUCUGGGGUCCGAGUUGAUGGCAAUGGGGAAACUUUUACAUGCAACAAGCAAUGAUACUUAUACCAUGAAGACAGAGAUCAUGGACUUAAACACUAAGGUAAAUACAAGUCAAACUUUGCUGGACAAAACCUUCACCGCUGGUGAGACGACGAGGUUGGAAGUGCAGGGCCUUGUCUCGGAGUUGAAGGCGAUGGGUGAGAAGUUGAACAGCGGUGAGGAAGCUGCAAGUGCGGUCACAUCACGAGUUUCAAAACUCCAGCAAAGAGUGAAGAAGAACGCGGCAGAUAUCAGUGUAAACGUUCGGGCACUCACGUCCAUCAAGUCGAAUGUAGAAGAUACAGCAACAGAGAUCGCUUCUGUAACAAAAGAAGUGUCCUCAAUUUUCACCCAUCUCAACCAAUCAGACGUAAGCCUCAGAGAAAGCUCAGAAAGUAUUGAAGGUUUGAAGUCAGCCCAGGUCGUAGUGAGGAGAAGAAUUAAUGGAUUGUUGAACGACACCACUGAGAUGAAGUUGGAUCUUACAAGGCUUCGACACAACUUUAACAGCACCACGGAGUCUGUGGAACGUAACAAGAAAUCGGUCCGUGGUCUGGGGUCCGAGUUGAUGGCAAUGGGGAAACUUCUACAUUCAACAAGCAAUGAUACUUAUACCAUGAAGACAGAGAUCAUGGACUUAAACACUAAGGUAAAUACAAGUCAAACUUUGCUGGACAAAACCUUCACCGCUGGUGAGACGACGAGGUUGGAAGUGCAGGGUCUUGUCUCGGAGUUGAAGGCGAUGGGUGAGAAGUUGAACAGCGGUGAGGAAGCUGCAAGUGCGGUCAAAUCACGAGUUUCAAAACUCCAGCAAAGAGUGAAGAAGAACGCGGCUGAUAUCAGUGUAAACGCUCGGGCACUCACGUCCAUCAAGUCGAAUGUAGAAGGUGUCACCCUACUUCUGAACGGAACAAGUCGGAGCACACAAGCCAACACUGAGGAUAUAGGCAAAAUAAACUCGCAUCUACACCAGAUAGGAACACGACUCAAUGUCACAAUAUCAGACAGGGAUCGAAUAGACACGGCAGUGUUUGCUCUGACUGAAAGACUUAACAGAACUGGCAUAUCAGUUCAAGCGAACAUGGAGGAACUCCAGUACGUUCAGUCAGAACUUCGCGUUCACGGAGCAGGUAUCAACAGAACCAUACAGGCUGGGAGGACAUUGAACUCACAGGUCAGGGACCUCGCAUCCAGUUUCAACGAGACAGCACGAGAAGUCCAGACUAACAUAUAUGACAUCAAACGUAUUGAUUCAGAGGUCAAUGUAAUCAGGAAAGUUGUUGAUAAAUCUUCAGUAGAUGUGGAAGAAAUAAUUGCAGAAUUGAGGAGCACGCAGUCGAGUGUGAGGGAGACAGCCUCGGAGAUUGAUUCCAAUACUAAGAGAAUUAACUCGGUUAAAUCAGAGUUUACAGGAAAAUGGAAGAGUCUUACAAAAGGGUUAAACACCUUCCAGCUUCAACUGGCCAAUCUCCACAUGAAAGCAAAUAUUACCGAUACAAUGGUCAAGGCCAACGCCGAUAACAUAAGUACUUUAAUCGAUGACCUGGACGACGUGAGGACCAACUACACCCAAACAGCGGCGGACACAGAAACAGUCCAGUCAGAAUUAUCUUCCCUUCGUCAGAACGUCAACGUCACUGGCACCAACGUCGCGGCCAACACGCAGCUUAUUCUUACUGCCAGAGCUGAUAUGAACCACCAAUGGAACAACAUGACGAAGGAUCUCACAUCACUGAAGGACGACGUAGCACAGACGUUACUGAAGAUCAACAGUACGGCGUCUGACGUGGAGUACAACCUUGGACGCCUAAGCGCGCAAUUCGGACUGAUAAAAGAAGACAGCGACCGAGCUGCUAAGGACACAGGGGCGUUUCGAAUCGAACUGGACGCUGUUCGAAAAACCAUCGAGAAGACGUCAUCAGAUGUAAAGACGAACUUUGAUGAUAUUGAGUCUGCUCGAUCGAACCUUGCAGUCCUUCGCCGGAACGUCAGUUCCAUUACACCCACUGUAUUAAAAACGUCUCGCAUUCUCAACAAUUUCAGAACGCGGUAUUCAAAACGCUGGAACGCCAUGUCAAAGGACAUCGAAACUAUCGAAUCCGAACUUGGGGAUCUGCACGCCACUGUGAACAAAACGCAAACAGCCAUUGGAGCCAGGGCCAAGGAAAUCAGCUCUCUUCAAACCAAUAUUUUGGGCCUUGAAUCCAGCGUACAUCAGUCAGCCUCGAACUUUAAGAACGUUCAGUCCGAAUUGUCCGACAUAGAGGGUCGAAUUAACACGACUGACAAUGACCUUCGAACCACCUCUUUGGAAGUUCUGGAUAUGGCAUCGAACAUCUCCGUCAUGGCCGUCAACCUGACGUCCGUAGCGUCAAACGUCAGCACCAACGCUCAUGGAAUAAAAACUUUAACAGAAAAAAUGCCGACCCCCAGACCGGAUGUAAAGUUCCAAGUUCGAAAUCUCCGUUAUCAGCUCCCGACGAUCGAACAAUCGAGCAGCACCACGCUGAAGUUCGACACAGUGGCCUACAACACCGGUAAAGGUUACGACACAACAACGGGGCGAUUCACAGCCCCCGUAGCCGGUACAUACCUGUUCUGGGCCAACGUCAUGAAGUAUGGCGAGGAGUCACGUUUUGACCUUCACCUUCACAAGCGCGGACCAAUCAUUGCAGGAGCUAUAGCCUUCACUUCGGCCAACAGUUGGUAUGACACUGCCGUUAUUAACUCAGUGACGGAACUCAAGGCUGGGGACGAGAUCUGGUUUGCUAUUCGCAGUACAACUCCAGAUGAAUUGCAUUUAUUGCUGAAUUCAGUAUACGGAGGGGUGUUAUUGUGGGCACGUUAAAGGGACACGGGUCUCGGGCAAAGUGGCAGCCCCAGCAGAAUUUUAUGGUGUAUAUACUGUUUAUCUAGGACCUGCUCCAACAUGUAUAUCGUGUAUAUACCCAAACAAAGGUAGUAGAAUCUGUACUUUACUAAGAAAGUGUAAUCUCAAAUAUAACAUAUGUUACAUUUGACAACUUUCUAAAUGGCAUUGUGUCUUCAUGUAUAC